UAAGAGAUCUAGUUGGAAGGAAGGGUGAUGUGGGUCUGGACAGUUUAAUCAAACUUUGACACUUGAAGUUUCCAGCUCAUUCUCUGCCCAGCUGCCAUUGCUUCGAACACUGCUCUGUAUUCAAUCUCCAUAUUGGACCAUGUGCUUAAGUUCUUCAAGUUUCUCUAAGUUUUGAGAGAGUUUCUAUAUCAACUUCAUUCUUCAAGUUUCUCUGAGUUUUGAGAGAGUUUGCUUUUUGUAUUUGAUUGGGCAUUUCAUCCAAAUUCAACCUUAAAGUUGGUGAUCAUCCCAGAUCCUGAUUUUUUUAUAUUCAAGCAAGUGUUGGUUCUAAUAUUACUAGAUCUUGAAUCGGACCCAGAAGAAGUACAUGUACGCGGAGAAACGACCAAGGCUGUGGCAGCGUAGAUACCAAUGCCGAAACUGAAUGCGAAGUCCAAGUCCACAUCGCAUUUUUCAGUUGCAUCCACCAGCCAGGCAUCCACCAGCUCCGGCAAUCAAGGCAGCAAGCCAUCCACCAGCUUCACCUUGCCCUUGUCAUCCUCGUCCCCGUCCCAAUCCACAACUCCAGCAAGGGCUCGGGCUUCGGAAAGCAAUUUUCAAGUGCAGGUACUGUGUACGCUGCAGAGGCUGGAGGAAGGGGUACAGCAGCUAACGCAGUUGAUACAAAAACUGUUUUUGUCAAAAUCGGGAGUGGCUGUUGAUGUGGAAGACCUGAGGGAGCCAUUUACACAACCAGUGGACACCGAGGAUGAGUUUGAGGCUCUUGCAUCAAAGCUCGUUGACGUGGAGUUUAGGAAGAAGAUGAUUCGCUACCUGAGCUUAGUUGGCGGAGGUGAUGUAAAUCAAACGGUAAGGAGAGUUUUGAAGAAACUUGGCACAAACUCUCUCUGGUCGCAUUUCAAUGUACUGGGCAGGAAGGGCAAGCGUGGAAUGAAGACGACCGCAUUCUUUCCCGUUAUCGUUAGGGCAUGCAUCAAGAAUCACGUCGGUGCCAAGGAGAGUGAAAUUGAGGAGGUUGUUGGCGAUUACCUCAAGCGAACCCCCUUUCUUCCAGGAGGAAGUAAAUACAUGUACAAGGUAAAUCCCCCAACGAGACAAGACGCUGUCAUCGAGGAAGCUGUCAUCGAGGAAGCUGUCGUUGUGCAAGCUUUGGAUGAUGGAGAGGAUUCUGCCAUGGAGAAUUGAGUGGUGUUUUCUUCAUCAUUUGUGACCUUACAAAACGACCAUUAAAGGUAAAGACCAGUUUCGGAAACGCCCCCCUCUCAAAAAAUGAAAUUGAAGCUCUUAUU
Molecule: messenger RNA, 1289 nt
Organism: Strongylocentrotus purpuratus (purple sea urchin)
Lineage: Eukaryota; Metazoa; Echinodermata; Echinoidea; Camarodonta; Strongylocentrotidae
Exons: 5
Coding region: 412-1185 (257 amino acids)
Source: RefSeq, a predicted model, not a curated record